Messenger RNA from Fundulus heteroclitus (mummichog), 979 nucleotides. RefSeq lists its product as uncharacterized. The transcript is spliced from 7 exons. NCBI's taxonomy places the organism in Eukaryota, Metazoa, Chordata, Actinopteri, Cyprinodontiformes, Fundulidae. The record is from RefSeq and is a predicted model, not a curated record. The coding region runs from base 323 to 979 and encodes 218 amino acids.
UGUGUGUCUGUGGGUUUAAAGAAAACCUUUAAAUCUAAUUUAUGUGUUGUAUCAAAUUGUUCUCCUUUGUAGGUGGUGGUGUCCAGGAAAUCAACCGCUUUAACGCUGGUGGUGGACUUUACCUUGAUGGAUGGAUUGUUCCUUAUGGAUCUUAGGGAGCAGAUAGAACCUCCUUGCCCUGGGUUCAGAGGAGCCACGCAGGUCCUGGGAAAUCAAUUUCUCCACCUCAGGGGGGAGAGAGCCCAUUGGAGGAGACCAGUCUGACUCCGGCAUAAAAGGUAAGUGUUCAUUUUUAUUCUUAUCAAUAUUAUCCUUAUAGUAGAUGGCCAAUUUAACCCUUCUGUGGUAUUUUUGCAGGUCAUACCUCAUCAACGUUUUGAUUUUAUCCCUGUUAUUGUUCGCCUGGGUGGGAAUAAAGGUUAAACCCCUGUUUAAGAGGGAACACUGUGCAUCACUCAAAGCAAAGUGCUUCUUGAUACGAGACGCCGUGGCCUUGGACCAGUGGACGUUGUCCCCGGUCACUGUGAAGGCCCUCUUCUCCAGCGCCGGGAUGUGGUGGCUGCGCUGUGAAAUGCGGCUGUUCAGCCGCCUUUUUGUCCCGCUGGGCCCUGUGGUUGAUGCCCAGGGACAGGAUGAGUCGUUCCACGUGCUCAGCCACCGGUGUCCUCUGCAGCAGGUUAAGAGACCAGUCCCGGGUUUUAUUCAGGGUCACUAUAUGUUUGGCUGCAGCCAUUACCUGAGCAUCCGAUGGAGCAGAGGUCUCACCGUUGGAGGAAGACGCAGCUGGGACCGGGGUCCGCAUCCUAGAGCCAAAGAGCUGGAGGCCUGCGACUGUGCAGGGGAGGCUGUGGCUGCCUCUGCAGCCUCCUGGCUGCUCAACUCCCCCUGGCGGACAUCAGAGGUGCUGCAGAGGUCCCCGUCAGCUGUGGGGGACGCUGUCGUCCCAGGAGGAAGAGGAGGAAGAGGAGGGUUAGGUUAG